This is a messenger RNA of Ctenocephalides felis (cat flea), 1428 nucleotides long. RefSeq names its product putative serine protease K12H4.7. Lineage: Eukaryota; Metazoa; Arthropoda; Insecta; Siphonaptera; Pulicidae. Gene Ontology annotation, biological process: proteolysis. Gene Ontology annotation, molecular function: dipeptidyl-peptidase activity; serine-type exopeptidase activity. The coding region runs from base 1 to 1428 and encodes 475 amino acids. The transcript has 12 exons. The record is from RefSeq and is a predicted model, not a curated record.
AUGGCACUUAUAGAUGCAUGUCCCAAUACUAGUUUAGUGCUUUCAGCACUUUUUUUCGGAAACGCUUCAGCAUUUUUCGAUUUUAUAACACUAAGAACCAGAGAACCUAUUAAAAUUACACCAAAAUCUAGGCAUAAUAUUCCUAAUAAUUAUAUUACCCAAAGAUUGGACCAUUUUAACCCUAGAGAUAACAGAACAUGGCAAAUGAGAUAUCUCUCCAACGACGAGUUUUUCAAACCUGGUGGCCCUAUAAUGUUAUACAUUGGUGGUGAAUGGACUAUAAAUGAUGGGUCCUUAAUGGGUGGCCAAGUUUACGAUAUGGCCAAACAACAUUCUGGAUACAUGUUUUAUACUGAACACAGAUUUUAUGGAUUUAGUCGACCCACAGAAGACACUUCAGUAGAGAGCUUGCAAUUUCUGAACGUUGAUCAAGCUUUGGCAGAUUUGGCAUAUUUUGUUAAACAUAUUAAGAAAACUAUUCCAGGUCUCGAACAUAGUAAAGUGGUUGCAAUUGGUGGUUCCUAUGCUGGAAGUAUGGCGGCUUGGUUCCGAUUAAAAUACCCACAUUUGGCGGACAUGGCUUUAGCCUCCAGUGCUCCAAUGGUGGCAGUAGCCGAUUUUAAAGAAUAUUUAGAAGUUGUGGGUACAGCCAUGAGUUCUCUCAGUGGCAUGAGAUGUUAUGAAGUUGUCCAAAAAGCUACCCAACAAAUCAGGAAAGCAUUUCAGGGACUUGCUGGUGUUGAAGUUGUUGCCAAAACUUUCAAUCUUUGUCCUCCAAUAGAACCAGAUUCACCAUUGGAUUUUGCCAACUUUUUCUCAACAAUAGCAAAUGCAUUUUCUGGAACUGUACAAUAUCACGAGCCAGGAGAUGUUGAAAGUGUUUGCAGAUUUUUGAACGCUGAAGCCAGUAAUAGUUCAGAAAUGGCAACUUUGGCAAAAUUCCUUAGAACCAAAUGGGUUUUGAGGAAUGACUCCUGGAUGCAUCAGGCUUCAGUUGGAGGAUUAAGACAAUGGAUUUACCAAACCUGCACCGAAUAUGGAUAUUUCCAAACUGAUAAAUCCAUCAAACAACCCUUUGGAAAUGGAGCAAAUACUCUAAAAUAUUAUGAAGCUCUAUGUGAUCAAACUUAUGGACAUGGGUUCGUCGGAAGUAGCAAUCAAGUUUUACAUAAUGGCAUCAACAGAACAAAUAUAGUUUAUGGUGGCCUAAAACCAAAAUUAACAAAAGUGAUUUUCACACAUGGUACAAUUGAUCCUUGGCAUGCAAUUGGAGUUUUGCAGGAUUUGAAUGAAGAUACACCGACUAUAAUAGUAACAGGUACUUCUCAUUGCCAAGAUUUGGAAUCCAUAUCAGAAAAAGAUUUGCCUCAAAUGAAAGCAGCAAAAUUGCGGGUGCAGCAAUUGAUAAGCAAAUGGCUCUCAGAAUAA